Messenger RNA from Beta vulgaris subsp. vulgaris (sugar beet), 2095 nucleotides. Its product is annotated as protein DEEPER ROOTING 1. The record is from RefSeq and is a predicted model, not a curated record. The coding region runs from base 584 to 1417 and encodes 277 amino acids. The transcript is spliced from 6 exons. Lineage: Eukaryota; Viridiplantae; Streptophyta; Magnoliopsida; Caryophyllales; Amaranthaceae. Gene Ontology annotation, biological process: regulation of growth; gravitropism.
UCUUUAAAUGGUAAAUCUUGUGGGGAUUGCGCUUGAACAUUUUUGCUGAAAGCAAGAAUUAUGGGGAUAGGUUAUUAUAGUGAUCUAAGGACCAAUGUUUAGACACGAAGGUUCAGUAACUAUUUGUAAGGAAGCAUGCCUGCGACAAAUCCUCUCACUCACACGGAGCAUUAUUAAACUAAUACACAACUAUGCUAUUAAACAAUAUUAAAAGGGAAUGUUUCUGAGCAUAGAUAUACUUGUUAGUUGUAGAGGUAUGGGAGUAUAAUAGCUGAAAACAAGGUUAAGAGAAUAUAGAAGAAAAUGCUGAGAUCCAUGUGAAAGGGAGAGAGAGAGCAGUUGUGAGCCAGCUGAUUCAGAAAAAGAGUCCCUCUUCCUCUGUUUAGAAACUCGCACCAAUAGGGAGUUCCUAAGCUGUAGAGCUCACCAUAUAACAUAACUGCUCAUUUGCAUUAUUUUGUUAGUGCUUAAAGCUUAUUGGUUUAAUUUCCUGGACUCUUUCUCUCUUUGAAAGGGCUUUUCCCUCCCUUAGUCGACGAUAUUAUUUUGAAGCACUUGUUUUACAUAAAGUACUCUGGUGAAAAUGAAGUUCCUCAACUGGAUGCAGAACAAGAUUAAUGGAAAACCGGGGAAUCAGAAACCCAAUACAGUUAUUCCACUUAACCAUCUUCCUAAGCAACCUUCUCAGAGAGAAGAGUUCAAUGAUUGGCCUCAUGGACUACUAACAAUCGGGACGUUUGGUAACACUGAUCUCAAAGACAAAGCAGCUAGUUCUGAGAUUCAGACUGCCACUCAUGAACAAGAACAAGAGCAGAAUCCCACCUGUGCUUCAUCCCCAGAUUUAUCAGAGUUCACCCCAGAAGAGGUUGGAAAAUUGCAAAAGGAAUUGACAAAGCUCUUAAAACGAAAAUCAGCGAAACAAGAGGAAGAAAACGCUGAUCAUCUACCUUUGGAUAGAUUCCUUAACUGUCCUUCAAGCUUGGAGGUCAGCCGGAGGAUUUCAAAUGUGGUUUGCACUGAUCCGGAUAAUAAGGAAGAUGAUAUUGAACGUACCAUUAGUGUAAUAAUCGGUAAAUGCAAAGAGGUCCGAGCAGAGAAGACUAAGAAUGAGAUUGGGAAGAAAUCUCUCUCUUUCCUACUCAAAAAGAUGUUUGUUUGUGCUAAUGGGUUUUCACCUGCUCCUAGUUUGAGGGACACUUUACAAGAGUCCAGAAUGGAGAAGUUACUCAGAACCAUUCUUCAUAAGAAGAUAUACCCAAAAACAUCGAAUCGCACUUCAUCGAUGAAGAGGUAUCUUGGAGAUAAACACAUUGCAGAAAAGAAAAAUAACGAAGAGGACACACAGGAAAAACCAAGGCCAAGUGAGGCCUGUAAAUGGGACAAGACAGAUUCAGAAUAUAUUGUUCUAGAGAUUUAACAUCGUAUUCACAUCACCCAUAUACAGAUAUUUUAUACCAAGAUUUAAAUAUAUACGUAUGCAUAUGCAUCUUCGGGUUUAAUAACUUGGAUUUCUCAGAGGAAUGAGUUCAUAAUCUGAAGUUCUGAACAUUGAAAAGAGGCAGAAGAAGAAAUCAUUGGACAUUGGUCUUUAAAGGAACCUAAAAUCAUAUCAACCUCUAAUUGAAGCAGUGUCUUUCUUUUGUGAAAUGGGGAAACUUGCCCUUUUUUUUUCAUGGUUGUAUCUGAUGAUGUUCAGAUCAAAUCAUGUUAUGUAACAUUCUGUAAUUUGAGCUCUUGAACUUCUCUCCAUUUUUCUCCCCUUUCUCCUCUUUACAUUCUUCUCCCUUUCUUUCCAAAUGGAAACCUCUUUUCCUCUCUUUUUUUUGGUGCUAUGCCGCUUUGUUAAAAUCUGCAUAGGAUAAGUGUAUGACACAUACAAAACCAUGUCAUGUGUGAUCCCAUUAUAGUACUAAUGAAGAAUAGGUGGAGUAGUUUAUUAGGUUGUAAGGCAAUUUUCUUUUUUUCCAUGUGGAUUUCACUUCUUGAAAGUGCUUAUAUUGGCAUGUGAGACAUUGUUACUAUUUGCAAAUGUUGUAGCCAGAAAAAAAAAAGGUUAAAUUACCUUUUCAAAUGUGAUCGCAUCUCUUUUUUAGCA